Molecule: messenger RNA, 2283 nt
Organism: Peniophora sp. CBMAI 1063
Lineage: Eukaryota; Fungi; Basidiomycota; Agaricomycetes; Russulales; Peniophoraceae
Source: the annotation of a GenBank genome assembly
AUGCUCGCCCAGGCCGCCCGCGCUGCCAGUCGGAAGAUCACGCGCUACCGCCCUCGGGCACAGCGUCUGGCCACUGCCGCUACCACUUCUAAUGCGGGGCCGUGUCCUGUGGAGAACGAGCUGGUGGAGCUGUUCGACCAUCCACAGCAGCACUCGUCCUCCCCGCUCUCCCCCACAGGUCUAUUCGCCCAGCGCGUGCUCACCCAACCCUCCGGCUUUCACUCUCUCACGCACGCGACGCUACUACGCGCACAUCUGUUGACGGAGCGGAUAGUACGGGCCAAGGGGAACAGGGAAGAGCUGCUCAAGGUGGUGAAGAACCUGGACAGGCUGAGCGACAUCCUGUGCUCGGUCAUCGACCUCUGCGAGCUCGUCAGAAACUCGCAUCCGGACGGGGAAUGGGUGGAGAGCGCCAACGACGCGUACGAGCAUCUGUGCGAGUACAUGAACGUCCUCAAUACUUCUACUGGACUGUACGAGGUGCUCAAGGAAGUCCUGCACGACCCCUCCAUCACAUCUGCGCUAUCCCGAGAAGCGUACUACACCGCCCUCAUCUUCUGGCGCGACUUUGAAAAGUCAGGCAUCUCCCUCCCGCCAGACCAGCGCGCACGCUUCGUCCAGCUCUCCUCCUCCAUCCUCACCCUCGGCCGCACCUUCCUAUCCGAUGCACAGUCUGCCCGCCCACCUGCACAUAUUGCGCCUGCAGAGCUUGAAGGGUUGAGGGAUGACGGGAUGGGCGCUAGGUUGAGAUGGCAGAGCAAGAUCACUGGCAGGGAGCUCUUGGUCUAUCCGGGCAGCGUGCAGGCGCAGAUGAUCAUGCGCAGCGCACCCAAGGAGGAGCCGAGGAGAAAGGUAUACAUGGCUAGCAACGCGUCUAGCGAGGACCAGGUCCGGACACUCGAAGAGCUGCUACGAGCGAGAGGCGAACUCGCGCGGUUGGUAGGGACGGAGAGCUUCGGACAUAUGACGCUGGGGGACAAGAUGGCGAAAUCGCCAGAACACGUCGGCCAGUUCUUGGAGACGCUCAUGGAACAUACCAGGCCGCAUGCUAGGAAGGCGUUGAGGGCGCUGUCGGACAGGAAGGCGGCACAUUUGGGCCUGCCGGCUGGGAGCAGACCGACAAUUCACGGUUGGGACAGGGAUUACUACUGUCCACCCGAACCGCCUGCACCGCCAUUACCUCUACCGCCGCUGACCAUCGGCACCGUUAUGCGCGCUCUGUCACGGUUGUUCUCCCACCUAUACGGUAUUCGCCUGCGACCAGCACCACUCGCACCGGGCGAAGCAUGGCACCCCGAUGUUCGCAAACUCGUCGUCGAAGACUCCACCGGGACCCUCGGUUACAUCUUCGCAGACCUCUUCGCCCGACGCGGCAAAGCUGGCGGUGCAGCGCACUACGCUGUACGCUGUUCGCGACGAGUAGACGACGACGAUGUCGCAGGCGACCUUCCCCCUCCAGCAGAGUACGCGGAUUUGGCGGAGGUAUCGAGGGAGUUUGAGGUCGGCGGGCAUCAGGGUGGUGUGCAGCUGCCGGUCGUGGCGCUGUUGACCGAGUUCGCGAGGCCUGUUGCGGGGAGGGGUGCUACUGUUCUGGAAUGGCAUGAAGUGCUUACGCUCUACCAUGAGAUGGGGCACGCCAUGCAUUCCAUGAUUGGUCGGACAGACUACCAGAACGUCUCCGGUACACGCUGCGCGACUGACUUUGUCGAGCUACCAUCGAUCCUGAUGGAGCACUUCCUGACCUCGCCUUCCGCGCUUGCUCUCUUCCUGCCCAACCCGCCGCGUACCCUUCACCCAUCCGACGGCGCAGCGAAUCAUCACGAGGACCCCUGUAGAAACAUCGACACAUACGGCCAGAUCCUCCUCGCCGCGCUCGAUCAGCAGUACCACUCGCCUGCCGCACUCGAACCCGGGUUCAACUCUACUGCGGUACUUGCGGACCUCGUGGGGAAGAAGGGCUUGAUCCCGUAUGAACCCGGCACGUCCUGGCAAACACAGUUCGGGCACUUAUUCGGCUACGGCGCAACGUACUACUCCUACCUCUUCGACCGCGCCAUCGCCUCGCGCGUUUGGCGUCAACUGUUUGUCCGCGAUCCGUUGAGUCGCGAGAUGGGCGAGCGGUAUAAGAACGAGGUAUUGAGAUACGGCGGUGGGGAGGAUCCGUGGAAGAUGCUGGGUGGGUUGCUUGGAGAGGAGGUAUUGCUCAAGGGCGAUACGGAGGCUAUGAGGGAAGUCGGCAGGUGGAGGGUUGGCGAGGAGCUGGCCGUUCCCGGGAGGCAUUGA